Messenger RNA from Penicillium antarcticum, 459 nucleotides. RefSeq lists its product as uncharacterized. Lineage: Eukaryota; Fungi; Ascomycota; Eurotiomycetes; Eurotiales; Aspergillaceae. The transcript is spliced from 3 exons. The record is from RefSeq and is a predicted model, not a curated record. Bases 1 to 459 code for a protein of 152 amino acids.
AUGAGGUGCGCUCAGAUAUAUGCCGAGUUCAAAGCUGCGCUUAUUGCCGAUGCUGCACUUUUCAUUGACAAUACUCUCCCGGACUUGGAGAAUACAUUUGCGCCUGUUCCGCCGAAAUCCGAUGAUUCGUGGCUGAACACCUUAUUAGGUCUGGUCGCCCUAGGUGUGCCGGUGGUUGGUGGAAAGCUCUUCGAUAGUGUGCUCUCCAAGAUACCCGCUAUGAGCGCCGAGAGCGACGUCUCCCCAGAUCACUACAAGUCGGUGAUGAAUGCCAUGCUCACUAGCCCUGUCACAAUUGCAACGAAUAUGGAAAGCAGCAAUGAUCCGAAGGACUGGACACCCGAGAAGCAAGCCAAGUUCUCCAAGUACAUGGGUGACAGUCUUAAGGGUUGGGAAUACAUCUUCACACAAGAUCUUGAAGAUCAGCGAAGACGGGUCUUUUCUGUCGGUGGGCAUUGA